This is a messenger RNA of Scleropages formosus (Asian bonytongue), 3475 nucleotides long. RefSeq names its product rhophilin, Rho GTPase binding protein 2 (gene rhpn2). Gene Ontology annotation, molecular function: protein binding. The record is from RefSeq and is a predicted model, not a curated record. Gene Ontology annotation, biological process: signal transduction; negative regulation of stress fiber assembly. Lineage: Eukaryota; Metazoa; Chordata; Actinopteri; Osteoglossiformes; Osteoglossidae. The transcript has 15 exons. The coding region runs from base 162 to 2213 and encodes 683 amino acids.
CCCGGAGAGCUGCCUCGCACACGCUCGCUCGCUCAGUUACUCACUUACUUCCACGCUCCGGACACACACGCCACACAGCGAGCCCCCUCCACGGGCACUGCGGUGCGGAACUCCUCUCUCUCUUUCUCCCGGUGACGCUCGGAACGUCUCUGGCGCGCGCCAUGGCGGACACGAUGCUGGCGGAGCAGGACGGGCUCGCGGCCGCGAACAGCUACUUCAAAAAGGGCUGCAACCCCUUGGCUCAGACAGGCCGCAGCAAGCUGCAGAACAAGAGAGCCACCCUCAACCAGCAGAUCAUCAAGCAGAUGAGGAUGAGAGCAGGGGCUGAGAAUCUGCUCCGGGCAACCACUAACAACAAGGUGCGUGAGUUGGUGGCACUGGAGCUGAGCUACGUGAACUCAAACUUACAGCUGCUGACAGAGCAACUCGAAGGCCUCAACAGCUCUGUGGAGGUCUACCAGAAUGUUCAGGAAUCGGCCAGCAUUCCCAUGAUCCCUCUGGGGCUAAAGGAGACCAAAGAGGUGGACUUCUCUGUGCCUUUCAAGGACUUUAUCUUGGAGCACUACAGUGAAGAUGGGUCUAACUUUGAAGAUGAGAUUGCCGACCUUAUGGAUCUGCGACAGGCCUGUCGUACUCCAAGUCGCAGCGAAGCAGGAAUUGAGCUUCUGGCCACAUAUUACAGCCAUCUGUCCCUCAUUGAGAGUCGCUUCUUCUCUCCUUCAGGGCAGAUGGGGAUCUUCUUCACCUGGUACGAUUCCUUCACUGGGAUGCCUGUGUGCCAGCAGAACAUCUCCCUGGAAAAGGCCAGCCUGCUCUUCAACAUGGGUGCCCUGUACACUCAGAUCGGGACACGGUGCGACCACCAGACCCGUGUUGGCCUGGAGAAUGCCAUCACCGCCUUCCAGAAAGCAGCAGGGGUGCUGACCCACCUGAAGGAGACGUUCACACACACACCCAGUUACGACAUGAGCCCUGCCAUGCUGAGCAUGUUGGUGAGGCUGUUGCUUGCGCAGGCACAAGAGUGCUUGUAUGAAAAGACCGCCCUUCCUGGCAUCCGCAACGAAUUCUUGACCUUGGUCCGGAUGGCCCAGGAAUCUGCUAAGGUUGCUGACACAUAUGAGCAGGUCCACCAGUCCAUGAUCCAGACUCCAAUCAAAGACAAUGUCCCAAUGUUCUGGUCCUCCAUGGCCCAGGUGAAGAUCAGCCACUACCGGUCUUUGGCCCACUACUUUGUGGGCAUUGCUCUGCUUGACCAUCAGUUGCGCCUCAGCGAUGAUGAGGACAAGCAGGAGAAGGCCUUGUCCCAACUGUACGAUAUGAUGCCGGGUGGGUGUGCGCCUCUCGAUCUCCUGAGAAACAAGGAGGAACGUCGGCAAAUAGGGAAGGCGCAUUUCCGUCGGGCCAUCAUGGGACAUGAGGAGGCGCUGCGUGCCCACAACCUGUGCCGCCAUUUGCGCAAGCUGGAUGUGCUGCGGGAGAUCCUGCAGGCUAGUCAUAAGCGUACGCUUGCCAAGUUGGAUGAGAACAACUCGGAGGAUGAGUUCACCGACUACAUGGAUGCACCCGACAUUGUCUCUAAAACUGAGCAGAAGGCUGAAAUUGAGAUGCCCAUGUCCAUAAAGGUGAAAGUGAAAGACUUUUUCCACAAACUGGGCCCACUCUCUGUGUUCUCAGCGAAACAGCGCUGGACAGCCCCCCGCACAGUCCGGCUGUACCCUGGGGGCAGGGACCUGGGCUUCAUGCUGAAGGGAGAUGGGCCUGUACAGGUCCUGUCCCUGGAUCCUCUCUGUGCUGCUGCGAAAAACGGGCUAAAGGAGGGUGACUACAUAGUUGGUGUCAAGGACACAGACUGCAAGUGGCUGGAUGUGAGUGAGGUGAUGAAGCUCCUGAAGGACAGUGAUGAGACAGGUGUGGACAUCCGAGUUGUCAGCAUGAUGGAAGGCAGCCCGCCCAUGCCCAACAAAAGUGCCACCUACAGCGGUGGCCUCUCCAAGACGUACUCCAUGAUCUGCCUGGCCUUUGACAACAGCGACAAGGUGCCCAAGAACCGAAAGGUGACAAAGAAGACGUCGUUCCUCAAUUGGGGCACGAAGGGCAAGUCAAAGAGCGUCAGCACUCUGAGUCUGCCCACAGCUGACUACUCCGCCACCCUGCCCUUUAACAAGCAACGUGCCAUCUUCCCCAACUCCUACAAUGACCCUGCUCUUUACUAGGGUUGUGACUUCUGAGGAAAAACAACCCAGGAUACGAAAGAAAAAAUUGCACAUAUUUAUGCGUGUAACUAUGGUGACAUUCCGCCAAAUGAUUGUUUAAAACACAUGCUGCUUCUUGCUCCUUGUGUAAGGCAGAUGGGGACAUGUAUGUCUUGCACUCCAGGACUGCUCAGUUUUAGUCUUUUCUGUAUGUCAUUGUGUGUUGAGUAUGUACCACAUCUUUAUACUGGAUCAAUUUUUUAAUAGAUUAUGGCUUUCUUUGCUGCAAAAUGCCAGAGUGCCUUCAGACUUACUCUGAGACUUGUGCCAAUUGUUAAGGGGGCUAGAAGAGGCCAUAAUUUAACAAGUGCUGGGCCAUAAUGCAAAUGUGCAGGCCAUGCAGUGUAAGCUGUCAGAAAUGUUACUGUUUUACAAGUAUAGCAUAUUUUUUCCCUGUUCUACCUGUAUUUCUGUAUUUCAUUCAUUUGGAGAGGAAAGUAAGGUGUGCUGAAUGAAGGACUGUGGCCAGCUCUUGAUGACUGGCAACCCGUGAAAUGUAAUCAGUCUAGGGAGACACUGUUUGGAGCUUCUGUUGCACUUUUUCCAUAUGGGAUGCUUGUCUGACCAAGGGACUGGCCAGUGCCAGCUGCAUAAUCAUAUAGUGUAAUAGCUUUUGCCAGUGUUUUGUAUCUGACAUUGUUUGCUAACACUUUGUAACAGGUGUUAACGACUGUUGAACUGUCUACAAAGUAGACUAUUUACAUUUGAUAAUCAAAUAAACAAAAAGUGCAACUUACAUAAAUACACAUAUACAUAGCUAAAAUAUGCUGAAAUACAAUGGUUUUAUCUUUAUAUGGGACAAAUGUACAUUUUUAACUCAAGUUUCUCAGUUCAGUUUUUUUGGUAAGGUUCACUGUAUUGCCUUAGGAUCAUUUAAUAAUAGUAAGUUUUGUAUUUAGGACAAUGUUUCUCUUAAUGAAUUUAUUAGAAUUUUUAUAAAGCAGUAUUUCUAUUUACAUCAAUAAUAGUGACUAGGGUCAGUAUACUAACUGCUGUCUAGUUUCUUUUUAAUGGAAUAAUGUACAUACCUUAAGUAUACUAAAGAUUAACUUGGAAAAAUGGAAAGCUAUACAAUGAAAAUUACUCUUAUUUGCAAAAUCUUUUGUAAUGAUGCUCAAUUGUACAAAAAGUACUUGAUAGCUUUAUUGGAUUAUAAUGUCAUUGCAUUAGGUACUGUUGUAGUUUUAAAAUCCUAUCUGCUUAAUAAAGUUCUGUCUUGAGCA